Messenger RNA from Lathyrus sativus (Indian pea), 387 nucleotides. Lineage: Eukaryota; Viridiplantae; Streptophyta; Magnoliopsida; Fabales; Fabaceae. The record is from the annotation of a GenBank genome assembly.
AUGAAACAUUGGAAUGAUGGAUCAAAGAAAUUUGAAGAGGAUUUGCUAGAUGUUUUGAUCAACCUGAAAGAUGAAAAUAAUACUUCGUUGUUGACAAUGAAGGAAAUCAAGGCUCAACUAAUUGAAUUGAUGAUGGCAACAUUAGAUAAUCCAUCGAAUGCAGCUGAAUGGAUAUUGGUGAAAAUGUUGAAUCAACAUGAACUACUUCAAAAAGUCAUUGAAGAGUUAGACAUUAUAGUCGGAAAAGAUAGGUUGGUUCAAGAAUCAUACAUUCCUAAAUUCAACUUCUUGAAGGCUUGUGCAAGAGAAUCUUUUCCUCUCCAUCCCGUAACAGAUUUAAGUCCUCCCCAGUUUGCCAAAAAUUUCCAACAACUGAGGAGGACAUAA